Choloepus didactylus (southern two-toed sloth) is the source of this 1146-nucleotide messenger RNA. RefSeq names its product peroxisomal biogenesis factor 11 alpha (gene PEX11A). The transcript has 4 exons. Lineage: Eukaryota; Metazoa; Chordata; Mammalia; Pilosa; Megalonychidae. Gene Ontology annotation, cellular component: peroxisomal membrane. Bases 308 to 976 code for a protein of 222 amino acids. The record is from RefSeq and is a predicted model, not a curated record. Gene Ontology annotation, biological process: peroxisome fission; regulation of peroxisome size.
GGUGGUAUGCCUGCGCUGUGGGUUCACGACCGGACUCGGUGCGACGCGUGGACUUGGCCUGGGAGCCAUGGACGCCUUCAUCCGUUUCACCAACCAGACCGAGGGCCGGGACCGACUCUUCAGGUGUACAAGUGCUAAUACAAACAGACCAAUGAGAAUAGCUCCAAUAACGAGAUUGUUAGGAGCCGACUAUAUGCCAGAUAUUGUUCUUGGUGUUUAACAGCUGUUAACUCACAACCCUCAUCACAACCUUGUGAAGUAGAUACUUCAAAUCGUCCCUAUUUCAUGAGCCACUCAAUACACAUGCAUGUUGCUUAGAUAUUUAUUAGAGUCUAAAGCUGGCAAAGAGAAGGUGGUAAUGAAGCUCAAGAAAUUGGAGUCCAGUAUGAGCACUGGCCGUAAAUGGUUCAGACUAGGCAACGUGGUCCAUGCCAUUCAGGCGACUCAGCAGAGCGUUCAUGCCACUGACCUGGUGCCCUGCUUAUGCCUAACAUUCGCCAACUUGAACCGUGUGAUUUAUUUCAUCUGUGACACCGUCCUCUGGGUGAAGAGCAUAGGGCUCACCUCUGGCAUCCACAAAGAGAAAUGGCAAAUGUGGGCUACCCGCCACUACUAUUAUUCUCUCCUGCUGAACCUUGUCAGGGAUCUGUAUGAAAUCUCCCUGCAAAUGGAAAAAGUUGCACACGACAGAGCAAAGAGGGAGAGCUCACCAUCCCAGAAUCCUCUUGGAUACAGUGUGACUGAUGAAGAAACAGAAUGGCUUCAGUCCUUUCUCCUUCUCUUAUUCCGAUCCCUGAAGAAGCACCCUCCCUUGCUCCUGGAUACAGUGAAGAACCUCUCUGAUAUCCUGAUUCCUUUGGACCAGCUGGGGUUCUAUAAGUCCAAUCCUGGCAUCAUCGGACUUGGAGGUCUUUUGUCUUCUAUAGCAGGCAUCAUCACUGUGAUAUAUCCUCAGAUGAAGCUGAAGACCCGCUAAGGUGUUUUUAGCCUGAGGACUAACACGUGCUUUAAAAGGUUACCUCUUGUCUAGUUUAUGGAUAGAUGAGUAGAAAAAUAGGGGAAGGAAACAAACAAACAGACAAAGGUACCCAGUGUUCUUUUUUACUGCAAUUGCUUUUUUUCACUUUAAUUAUUAUUCUUGUUAUU